Messenger RNA from Ipomoea nil (Japanese morning glory), 2458 nucleotides. RefSeq lists its product as uncharacterized. The record is from RefSeq and is a predicted model, not a curated record. The coding region runs from base 262 to 1926 and encodes 554 amino acids. NCBI's taxonomy places the organism in Eukaryota, Viridiplantae, Streptophyta, Magnoliopsida, Solanales, Convolvulaceae. The transcript has 10 exons.
CCGUACGAAGUGAAAAUAAUAAAAGAAGCGAAAAACUGAACAUGCUAGCAGACCGGGAGCCCGCCGGAGAAUAGAGUUGUCGCCGGUAUCGUUUGAUCCUUUCCGGCUAGAAGAAACGCCGAGACGCCGUUACGCUUUUUUUUUUUUUUUUAACCUCCGCAGAACGAAUCGGGCUCCCGCCGAUUCUUUUCUCUCUGUAAAAUCUCUUCGCCCGAGGACAACGGAAGCGAGUAGGACGGCCAACUCCGCCACCAAUUCCACAUGUCGUUGCAACGGCGGCGUCACCUGCACCACCGCUCAAGGUCUCUAAUCCCUGUCAUAUUUGUCGUCUCUAUCAUCCUUCUCCUCCUGUUCCUCUUCCUUGCAUUCCUUGCACCUCCUCUCACCGAUAGCAAUCGGUUCCAUUACCGCCGCCGUGACAUAUCGGUGGAGGAAGGCGGUAGUAAUGUGUCAGGAGUUCCGGCGUUUCAUAUUCCGACCAGUGGAGGAAUUCAUGAUCGUGAUCUUUGGAAGUCAAACAAUGCAAAGUUUUUCUAUGGAUGUAGUAAUGCCAGUAGUAAAUUUGCAAAUGCUAAAACUAGAACAAAUCCAACUUGGUACUUGUCAAUUGCAACCAGUGGAGGUCUUAACCAACAGAGGACAGGGAUAGUUGAUGCUGUUGCUGUUGCUCGUAUUUUGAAUGCUACUCUUGUUGUUCCAGCACUGGACAAGAAUUCCUUCUGGAAAGAUUCCAGUGAUUUUCCGGACAUAUUUGAUGUUGAUCGGUUCAUAUCUUAUCUUGCAAAUGAUGUUGUAAUCAUAAAAGAGCUCCCACUUAGGAGAGGAAAGACAUGGAUUCCAAAUAAUGUACGAGUUCCAAGGAAAUGCAGCGAGAAAUACUAUAUUAACCGCUUUGUGCCCAUACUUAAUAAAAAGCAUGCUGUUAGGAUCCCCAAGUUUGACUACAGACUUUCGAGUUCAUUGGAUACAGAGUUGCAAAAACUGAGAUGCAGAGUUAAUUAUCAUGCUCUGAAGUUUGUUGACCCUAUACGUAAAAUGGGUAAGGAAUUGGUCCAGAGAAUGAGGAUGAAGAGCAAGCAUUAUAUAGCACUUCACCUAAGGUUUGAACCUGAUAUGCUUGCAUUCUCAGGAUGCUAUUAUGGUGGAGGAGACGAGGAGAGGAUGGAAUUUGGGAAAAUAAGGAAGAGGUGGAAAACUCUACAUAGGAGCAAUCCAGAUAAGGGGAGGAGGCAAGGAAGAUGCCCUCUAACUCCUGAAGAAGUAGGUUUGAUGUUGAGAGCACUUGGAUAUGGCAAUGAAGUUCAUAUCUAUGUCGCAUCCGGUGAAAUAUAUGGAGGAGGUGACACAUUGGGUCCUUUGAAGGAACUCUUUCCAAACUUCCAUACAAAGGAAACUCUAGCCACCACUGAAGAACUACAACCAUUUUCUGGAUUUUCUGCCCGCAUGGCUGCACUAGACUUCAUAGUUUGUGAUGCUAGUGAUGUUUUUGUUACCAACAACAAUGGAAACAUGGCAAAAAUUUUAUCAGGACGAAGGAGAUACUUUGGACACAAACCUACAAUUCGGCCAAAUGCCAAGAAAUUGUGGCGUCUGUUUUUAGGCCGGGAUAACAUGACAUGGGAAGAAUUUUCAUCCCAAGUUAAUAAUUUUCAGAGAGGCUUCAUGGGGGAUCCCGUGGAGGUAAAGUCUGGUAGGGGUUUUCAUGAAUACCCUUCACCCUGCAUUUGCAGGGUGUCUGAUGGCAAAGAAAAAUUGGAAUUGGGUCCCCAAGAAACCAGUGAUGGGGGGAAUAUACAGUCAGAAAAGGAAGACGAUGACCAAAAUGUUGAUGAUCUAGUGGAAAUGCCUGAAGUAGAGCAGGAAGAAGACUUAAAUGAAAGCUUAAUGUCCGAGGAAUCUGAGUUUGACGAGAUGCUUUCGGAUUGACAACAGGAGCAAUAUCUUACAUCUGAGAGAUCAGAGCUUCACAUUAAACACAUAGCGAUUCUGAAUUGACAAAACUCUUUUGAGCACUGCAUCCUUCAAAAAGAUGCAAUCGCAGGAUACCGGCUUCCAAAAAUGAGCUGCAGUUUAGCCAUAAUCGCAUCUUGGAGGAAGUUUUGGCAUAGAAAAACACUCAUCUUUUUCAACAGAGACAAACAAGCUAGGACAUCUGGGCAGGUAAAUUUAGUUUGUGUAGGUUUAUUGUUAUUAAUAUUAUUCGUUUUUCCCUCAUCAAUAAUAGCAGGGUGUAUCUCAUAUCCUCCGAAAAACGUACAUAUAAUUUAUUCUUUUUUCUUUUAAAUUACUUCAUUGAUCUAACUUAAAAGUUUUGAAGUGAGGUAGUCAAAACUGUACUAUCUUACAGUCUACAUAUGGACUAUGCAACUUACUGUCAGAGGAAGUAGUAGGCCAAUUUACUUGAUCAUCUUUUAUUUUUAUUUGUUUUUUAAAACUUAAUUUUCUACUUUUUAGGACA